Molecule: messenger RNA, 1173 nt
Organism: Sorex araneus (European shrew)
Lineage: Eukaryota; Metazoa; Chordata; Mammalia; Eulipotyphla; Soricidae
Product: olfactory receptor 5D18-like
Exons: 3
Coding region: 1-1173 (390 amino acids)
Biological process (GO): sensory perception of smell; G protein-coupled receptor signaling pathway
Cellular component (GO): membrane
Molecular function (GO): G protein-coupled receptor activity; olfactory receptor activity; odorant binding
Source: RefSeq, a predicted model, not a curated record
AUGACAGUGGCAGUGACAGAUUCCAUCAAGCUGAAAAACUUCACCUCUAAAAAUAUUUCUCCAAUUGAAGACUCAAAAGUUAAAAAGAAUACACUCAGGGAAUUAAUUCAAAAUAGUGAAUUCAAGGCUGAAGAGACAGCAGAGAAGGUCAGGGCCCCAAGUUUUGGGGGUCUGGUCAAAGGCACAGCAGCAAUUUGGGAGUAUCUGGAAGUCCGAAGGGACCAUCAGCUGCUGAUGCAGUUGCCCCACAGGUACCUGGAAAACCAGAGUGCUGAAGCCACAUUCAUUCUCUUGGGCUUUUCAGAAUACCCAAAACUCCAGGUGCCUCUGUUCCUACUGUUCUUCACCAUCUAUACAGUCAGUGUGGUAGGAAAUCUAGGCAUGAUCUUGGUUAUCAAGAUCAAUCCCAAACUCCACACCCCCAUGUACUAUUUCCUCAGACAUUUGUCCUUUAUUGAUUUUUGUCACUCUACAGUUGUUAUACCCAAGCUUUUAGAAAACUUAGUUGUGGAAGAUAGAUCCAUCACUUUCCCAGAAUGCAUUGCUCAAUUCAUCUUUAUAUGUAUAUUUGUGGUGACAGAAUUCUACUUGUUGGCUGUGAUGGCCUAUGACCGGUUUGUGGCUGUUUGUAAUCCUUUGCAAUACACAACUGUGAUGUCCCAGAAGCUUUGCGCCAUGUUGGUGGGUGCAUCAUACUUUUGUGGUGUGUUUUGUUGCAUCACCCUGUGCAGCUUCCUAAUGAGAUUAUCUUUCAGAGGAAGAAAUAUCAUUAACAACUUUCUUUGUGAAUAUGAUGCCAUUGUCUCUGUGUCUUGUUCUGAUAUCCACGUUAUCCAAAAGAUCACGUUUGCCUUUGCUACCAUCAAUGAAGUAAGCAGCCUGAUGAUCAUUCUAAUCUCCUAUGCUUACAUUUUUAUCACAGUCAUGAAGAUGCCUUCUACUGGAGGGAGGAAGAAAGCUUUCUCCACUUGUACCUCCCAUCUCACUGCUAUUACCAUUUUCCAUGGCGCCAUCUUCUUUCUCUACUGUGUUCCUAACUCCAAAAAUUCAUGGCUGAUGGUCAAGGUGGGCUGUAUCUUUUAUAUAGUGGUUAUCCCAAUGCUCAACCCACUGAUCUACAGUCUUAGAAACAAAGCUGUGAAAGAAACAGUUCGGAAAUUACUCCGUAUCUAA